UCCGUGACAGAGUUGUGCGGCCUUAAUAAAUUUCAAGAUGUCGGCAGCUCCAAGUCAAGGUGUUGUGGUUCCUCGCAAUUUUCGUUUGUUGGAAGAAUUGGAGCAAGGUCAAAAAGGAGUUGGUGAUGGUACAAUUAGUUGGGGAUUAGAAGAUGAUAGUGAUAUGUCAUUGUCACGUUGGACUGGAAUGAUAAUAGGUCCACCUCGAACACCAUAUGAAAAUAGAAUAUAUAGUUUAAGGAUUGUUUGUGGUCCACAUUAUCCUGAUGAACCACCUAAUGUUAAAUUUAUUUCAAAAAUAAAAAUAAAUGGUGCAAAUGAAACUAAUGGAGUAAUAAAUCAAGAAAAUUUAUCAGUUCUAAAUCAUUGGCAAAGAAAUUAUUCCAUCAAAACAGUACUUCAAGAAUUACGUAGGUUAAUGACUUUACGGGAGAACCAAAGGUUAACUCAACCACCUGAAGGAGCGACAUUUUAGAAAGCUUUUGAUUUUUUUUAAUUACAGACAAUUUUGCUCUUGAUAAUGUUGAGGUAGAAGUUUCUUUAAAGGGAAAGUAUAGCUCUCUAGAUAUCAUUUGCACUAACCUGCUGUGGGCUAGACUGUAGUAUUGAUUAAAAAUUUUCAAGUUUAUAAUAUAAUACAAGAGAGAAUAAAAUAACAUGCUUUUUACUGAUGCCAGGAUUUCAAUUAAAUGGAAAUAUUGUGAACACGAGAUUUAAAAUUAUGUUGAAUCAUCCACAAUUUAAUUUUUAAAAAUAUUUAUCUAAUCUUGAAUAUAAUGUUUAUCAAACAAUUUUAAGUUUUAUAUUUAUAUAUAAAUAUAUACAUCUAGUAUGUUUGUGAAAUUUAUAUGUUUAAAUAUCAUCACAAACAAAGCCUGUAAGAUUUAAAAAUAUGAAACUUAAUUGAUAUUUAUCAUGUUCUGGUUAUAUAAAUUGCAGUAAAAUUGUUAUCCUUACCAUAAAAGAUAUUUAUUUUAUGUUGAUUCAACAUAAUAUAUAAUUCUCUUGUACAUUAUUUCUUUGAAGAUCCUCAUCCAGUUAGUCAUUUAUUAUAUCCUCCCCUUGUAAAUAUGAAACUGAAUGCAGACUUAGAUUAUCAAGAGUAAAUUUUGAAAUGAUUUUGAUGUGCUCUUGUAUAUUUCUUGUCUAAAAUUAAAACUAAAAAAAAAAAGACAAAAAAUGAUGUUCUCUACUACAUCCAAUUGCUUUCCAAAUGCAGUGCACCAUAGCAAAUAAGCCUACAA
This is a messenger RNA of Centruroides sculpturatus (bark scorpion), 1244 nucleotides long. RefSeq names its product ubiquitin-conjugating enzyme E2 variant 1-like. The transcript has 4 exons. NCBI's taxonomy places the organism in Eukaryota, Metazoa, Arthropoda, Arachnida, Scorpiones, Buthidae. Gene Ontology annotation, cellular component: nucleus. The coding region runs from base 38 to 475 and encodes 145 amino acids. The record is from RefSeq and is a predicted model, not a curated record. Gene Ontology annotation, biological process: protein K63-linked ubiquitination; DNA damage tolerance.